AUGGCGACGACUGGAGAGAAGCAAGUGAUGGUGAUUGGGGCCGACGAGAGCGAGCAGAGCACUUACGCGCUGGAAUGGACUCUGGACCACUUCUUCGCACCCUUCGGUCCCACGUCUCCGUUCAAGCUCGUCAUCGUCCACGCCAAGUCCAUGCCUUCCGCCGUCGUUGGCCUCGCCGGCCCUGGAGCGGCGGAGGUUUUGCCAAUUGUGGAUGCUGAUUUGAAGAGGAUGGCUGCCCGCGUUGCUGACAAGGCUAAGCAACUUUGCGCUACCAAAUCGGUGACUGAUGUCACUGUGGAGUUGGUGGAAGGAGAUGCUAGGAAUGUUCUCUGUGACGCUGUUGAAAGGCACCAUGCAUCCGUCUUGGUUGUCGGUAGUCAUGGCUACGGAGCCAUAAAAAGGGCGGUUCUUGGAAGCGUAAGUGACUAUUGUGCUCAUCACGCUCACUGCAGCGUGAUGAUUGUGAAGAAGCCUAAAACAAAACAUUGA
Messenger RNA from Prunus armeniaca (apricot), 489 nucleotides. The record is from the annotation of a GenBank genome assembly. Lineage: Eukaryota; Viridiplantae; Streptophyta; Magnoliopsida; Rosales; Rosaceae.